UUCUUUUUUCAUGUCUAUUUGUGCUUCAGAUGUUUGAAAUCAUGAAGAAUCAUUCUGCUAACCUGGUCCGCAGCAUGAAAAAGAAGGCAGACAAGGACGAACCAUUAGAGCUAAAGGAAUUCUUUGGAUCGUACAGUAUGGAUGUGGUAACCAGCACGGCCUUCAGUGUAGACAUCGACUCCCUGAACAACCCAGCUGACCCGUUUGUGAUAAAUAUCAAGAAGAUGUUGAAGUUUGACUUUUUAAACCCCCUCUUCCUCGCAGUCGGUAAAGUUCUCCUUUGAGUCUUAAAACAAUGUUUGACAUUUGCUCCUGUUCAGUAUCAGGCCUUGAUGGAGAUGGAGUACCUGGACAGCGUCAUCAAUGAGUCUCUGCGACUGUUUCCUAUUGCUCCACGUCUGGAACGUGUGGCCAAGGCAUCUGUGGAGAUAAAUGGCCUUGUGAUUCCAAAAGACAUGGUUGUCAUGAUCCCCACAUGGCCUCUGCACAGGGAUCCUGAGAUGUGGCCUGAACCUGAGACAUUUAAACCUGAGAGAUUUAGCAAGAAAAACAAGGACAAAAUCGAUCCAUACACAUACAUGCCUUUUGGGUCUGGGCCAAGGAACUGCAUUGGCAUGAGAUUUGCUCUGGUGAUGAUCAAAUUGGCCGUGGUAGAGAUUCUCCAGCAGUACAGCUUCUCUACUUGUAAAGAGACUGAGAUCCCUUUUGAGAUGGAUGGCCAGGGUUUUCUUGCACCGAAAAGACCCAUCCAACUGAAGCUGGUGCCUCGCUCCUGAUCUACCAGCCAAAGGAAUACAUCAGUUUGGCAGAUUUUAUACCUUCACUAUGUGCAGUUUACAUUGUUAUUCCACAGAAAAAGUUUAAUAAAAAUUUACCAUUGC
Cyprinodon variegatus (sheepshead minnow) is the source of this 881-nucleotide messenger RNA. Its product is annotated as cytochrome P450 3A56-like. Gene Ontology annotation, molecular function: oxidoreductase activity, acting on paired donors, with incorporation or reduction of molecular oxygen; steroid hydroxylase activity; heme binding. The record is from RefSeq and is a predicted model, not a curated record. NCBI's taxonomy places the organism in Eukaryota, Metazoa, Chordata, Actinopteri, Cyprinodontiformes, Cyprinodontidae. The transcript has 5 exons.